Molecule: messenger RNA, 2113 nt
Organism: Labrus mixtus (cuckoo wrasse)
Lineage: Eukaryota; Metazoa; Chordata; Actinopteri; Labriformes; Labridae
Gene: rbm38
Product: RNA binding motif protein 38
Exons: 4
Coding region: 220-972 (250 amino acids)
Cellular component (GO): cytosol
Molecular function (GO): RNA binding
Source: RefSeq, a predicted model, not a curated record
ACACUGUUUUUUUUUUCUUCUUCGGGACAGGAGACAUGAGGUUCAGAGACACCUGUCAGGAGGAUUGCACAUCCAGGAGCUGUAUGUGAGGCAACUGGAUACUGGUGGUUUGGCCAUGGACGCGCUCUUCUCGCUUUUAUAGUCUCCUUGUACAAGGAGCGUAAAGUUGUCCUGCUGCUUUCUUGUUUUUCUUUGUCUUUAUCUGGUUCUCCAAGCCGCAUGAGUUCGCAGCUGUUUUUAGGUCAGCUAGUCGGGGUUCCGUUGGAAAUAAUGCACCCCACCAUGGAGAAAGAUACGACCUACACCAAGAUCUUUGUCGGCGGGCUGCCUUAUCACACCAACGACGCUUCACUUCGGAAAUAUUUCGAGAGUUUCGGGGACAUCGACGAGGCGGUGGUGAUCACUGACAAACAGACGGGCAAGUCCAGAGGAUACGGCUUUGUGACCAUGGUGGACAGGGGGGCAGCAGAGCGGGCGUGCAAAGACGCAAACCCAAUAAUUGACGGCAGGAAGGCCAACGUGAACCUGGCGUACCUUGGAGCAAAGCCUCGCAGCUCACAGACGAGUCUCUCUGUUGGAGUUCAGCAAGUCCACCCUACGUGGGCUCAGAGGCAAUACGGGUUUGCCCAGCAUUAUGUCUACCCCCAGACUUUCCUCCAGCCCAGCCUGGUCCUUCAGUCCCAGCUCAGCCCCACAGCAGCAGCACUCGCCUCCCCCUACCUGGACUACAGCUCUGCAUACAGCCACUAUGCCCCCACAGGACUGGAGCAGUACCCUUACACCUCUUCACCGUCGCCCUCGGGUGCCUACCUCAGCUACAGCUUUUCCCCGGGCAGUACUGCGCCCGCUCUCACCACAUCUCCAACCCCCCCAGCUGCCAUCCACCCUCCUCUAGCUGCACUCGCCACUAUGUCUGCCGCUCCGCAGGCCUUUCUUCAUUACCCACUGCACCAGCCUGACCGCAUGCAGUGAGCUGCCCUGCGUGGAGCUGGAGCUGCCAAACUGAUGAUUCAAAACAAUGUGACUCUUGGCCUGUGACUGGAUAGCCAAGAAGAGAGUUUGUUAAAUCAAAAGGGCUUUUAGAGAGUACUUUUAUUCCUGUUUUUAUAUAUAUUAUUGUUUUAAUAGUUAAUGAAAAUGUUCUACUGCUACAGUCAUCAGCAUAAAUCUGAAUGUUUUUCAAAAAUGUCAGAAGUAGGGGACCAGUAUGAGACAAUAAUCUACUGGACAUUUUGCCCUAUACGCCUGAACUUUAGUGCUGAGGCUGGAAACAGCUGGAGAGCGGCUCGGUAAAAACAAUAAGAAAUAUGCCUGACAUGAUGCUGCAGCUGCAGGUUCUCCAAAGGUACUGGACUGAAUGCUGGAUAUUAGCCAAGCGGAGAGCUAGUUUGUCUGUCAGAAACACUGGUCCAAUAACCUUCUUCUUUAGGUUACAUUUCUGUCUAUGGCCUUAGAGAUCUCUCACUCCCUCUGUACCAUGUUCAGUUCAUCAUUUGUAUUCAGUCUCUCAUCUUGAAAUGGGUAACAUUUUCUUUACACCCCCCUAUUUUCCUUCUAUCUCCUGGCAAGCCAUUGCACAGUGAUAAUCAAAGUUUAGAUUAAUAUGCAAUUUAAAUGAUAAAGGUCGACCCUUAAUAAGGUAGAAUACACUGCUAUGUUGUUUCUUUGUUAUACUUCGGCUUGAACAACACUCAGAAAAUUAAAACACAAUAGCCCUAAUGAGGCUUAUUUGACAGGUUACUCUUGGAUUUGGUAUAGGGGAAAGUUUGGUUUUGUGAAAAUAUAAUUGCAAACUUACAUAUCAGGUUAGUGUAUUUGUAGGUGUUAAGAUGUUAGUUGUCACUGAAAAUGUGUGAGAGUAUCUGGUGUCUGUGGUUGAGUGAGUGAGAGAGAGACAUAGAGCAAUGCAGUGUCAGGACCGAGCUCCUUUUCCAGUCCAUUGUACUGGUCAGUGUGGUUUCUUUGUUGUCCAAGCCUCAGAAUACAGACGGAUGCUUUAAUGAUGACAAGAGGUUCACAGUGCUUUGGCAUAACUUUAGUCAUCAUAAACCAAUGCCACAAAUGACAUUUAGAAGAAAUAUGCAAAAUAAAAGGAAUAUUUCUAAGUAAGGCA